AUGGUUCGUCAUGAAUGCUUACAAUGUAGGGGUAUCUUUAUUACAGGCUCUUCGAUUCUGGGCGCGGGUGUGCGGUCCCCUCGGAUUACGACCAAAAACUUGAUUAGUAUCAUUUUCUGCGAAGUGGUCGCGAUCUAUGGCGUUAUCAUGGCUAUCGUAUUCUCUGCAAAGAUUUCAGCGCGCCUAGAAGACGGUGCAAAUGGUCUUUGGACCCCACAAAACUAUCUCACCGGCUACGCACUAUUUUGGGGCGGUCUGACAGUCGGACUGUGCAACUUGGUGUGUGGUGUGUCCGUGGGUAUUACGGGUGCCAAUGCUGCGGUGGCUGAUGCGGCCAACCCGCAACUAUUUGUGAAAAUCUUGGUCGUUGAGGUCUUUAGCAGCAUUCUUGGUCUCUUUGGCUUAAUCGGUACGUGCUCGAGUCGACUGACGGACAGUGGGCCUCAUUAUGGUGUGUGCUAG
Molecule: messenger RNA, 462 nt
Organism: Malassezia sympodialis ATCC 42132
Lineage: Eukaryota; Fungi; Basidiomycota; Malasseziomycetes; Malasseziales; Malasseziaceae
Gene: VMA16
Exons: 2
Coding region: 1-462 (153 amino acids)
Biological process (GO): proton transmembrane transport
Cellular component (GO): proton-transporting V-type ATPase, V0 domain
Molecular function (GO): proton-transporting ATPase activity, rotational mechanism
Source: RefSeq, a predicted model, not a curated record